AUGCUAGUCUGGCGAAAGUGGAUUAAACCUGCAUUUAUUGUGACGUACAUUAUUGCGCUAUGCAUUGGCCUUCCUUUCUGCAUCGUCUUUCUCAAGAAUACUUCUGCUAACUCUAUGGAGUUUGCGUGGUUCUUCGGUGCCCUUUUUGUCGUUGGUGCAGUUCCAAUAUCCUUGUGGACUAUACUAGAACAUCUUAUUAGUUAUACAAAGCCAUAUUUGCAACUGCACAUCAUCCGGUAUGACAGUUAUGUCAGUUUGACAAUUUCUAGGAUUCUUUGGAUGGUUCCAAUCUACGCUGUCAAUGCCUGGUUUGCUUUGAGGUUUCCUAAGUAUGCCAUCUACUUUGACACCCUUCGCGAAUGUUAUGAAGCUUACGCAAUUUACAACUUUCUGACGUUUCUUCUAAACUACCUGCGGCGAAAAGACCCCGAACUUGUUGAACAUUUAGCUCUCAAACCUCAAGUCAGGCAUAUUCCCCCGUUUUGCUGUUUCAGGCCCUGGCCAAUGGGAAGUUACUUCAUCGAGCGGUGCCGUCAUGGCGUUCUUCAGUACACUGUCAUUCGCCCUGUUACCACAAUUAUAGCGCUGAUUUGUGAAGUUUGCAAGGUCUACGGCGAAACCAACUUCAGUCCCAAGUACGCUUACCUCUACCUCACCGUGAUCAACAACGUCUCACAAGUUUGGGCACUCUACUGCCUCGUGCUAUUUUACCAAUGUACACGUACAGAACUGAAGGAGAUGAAUCCUAUUUCCAAGUUUAUUUGCGUCAAAUUCGUGGUUUUUAUGUCAUUCUGGCAGUCUGUUCUGAUAUCUAUUCUUGCUGCCUCUGGAAUAAUAGGUCGCGUAGAAGCAUGGAAAUUGUACGACGAGCGCUCGAUCGGGAUCGCACUCCAAAACUUCGCGAUCUGCAUUGAGAUGUUCAUCGCGGCCGUGGGACACCACUUCGCGUUCACCGCCGCACCCUACCAGGACGCGAGUGCCCCCAGAACCCCCUGCUGCUACUCCUGGUGGUCCAUGCUCGACGUCUCCGACGUGAAACGCGACGUUGUCCAGCACGUUCGGCAUGUC
Messenger RNA from Mesocestoides corti, 1068 nucleotides. Lineage: Eukaryota; Metazoa; Platyhelminthes; Cestoda; Cyclophyllidea; Mesocestoididae. The record is from the annotation of a GenBank genome assembly.